AUGGGCAUUCGUGUGACAGACAUGGUCAUUCAUGCCAGGCAAAUUCUCCGGAGACAGAAGGGCAGGUCUCAUUCCAUCUCAUCUUAUUCAGAACCAACAUCAACAGCUGCAUUGGAUGUUCCGAAAGGCUGUUUUGCUGUUUAUGUCGGAGAGGAAGACGAGGAGAAGAAGCGAUUUGUGAUUCCAAUAUCCUAUCUAAGAAAGCCAUCGUUCCAAGACUUGUUGAGGGAGGCUGGAGAAGAGUUUGGUUUUGAUCCUCCAACGGGUAAUGGCGGACUUAGAAUACCUUGCAGCGAAAGCCACUUUCUUGAUCUCACUUUCUGUUUAGCUAGGUAA
Molecule: messenger RNA, 336 nt
Organism: Argentina anserina (silverweed cinquefoil)
Lineage: Eukaryota; Viridiplantae; Streptophyta; Magnoliopsida; Rosales; Rosaceae
Product: auxin-induced protein 15A-like
Exons: 1
Coding region: 1-336 (111 amino acids)
Biological process (GO): response to auxin
Source: RefSeq, a predicted model, not a curated record